Molecule: messenger RNA, 2019 nt
Organism: Girardinichthys multiradiatus
Lineage: Eukaryota; Metazoa; Chordata; Actinopteri; Cyprinodontiformes; Goodeidae
Exons: 2
Coding region: 236-913 (225 amino acids)
Source: RefSeq, a predicted model, not a curated record
UUUAUUAAUUUUUUUUCGGGGCAAAAAUGGCUGCCGGUCUCAUCUAACCCUCCUCAGUAAGGAUUAACCAAGCCUGGAAUAAGCUGCAGAGAGCGACGUUGUUUGCGGACACAGCUCUGAUCAGAGCAGCGGGGCGUAGGGUGCGCAGCGCCUGCACAAAGAUGAUGCUGCUUCCAGAGUGGACAAACCUUUACGACUCAGAAUUAACCCCUUUUAGCACAACACCCAAUAAUAAAUGAGAAGAAUGAUGCACCGAUUGAGCGGCAGCAGCAGUGACUUCUGUAUCAGUGGGCUGACAGAGGACUGUCAUCCAGCCAGUCAUUUUGAUUUAUGCAGCACCCACUCCAACAAGUUUUACGCCUCUCCCACAAACCCUGGUUUGCAGCUGUCCCUUGCCAGCCUUGCCCCCUUGCCGCAGGGAAUACACAAAGCUAUGACAUGCCAGUUGCAGGAGACCGCCUGUGACUUCCAGCCACAGGCGGUGAGAAUUGGGGCCGGCGAGGCCUUGGUGCCCGAUGGUUCCAAGAAAAAGAAAAAUUCAGUUAAAUCAGGGCGGAGAGGGAGGCCGUCCGGGACCACAAAGCUGGCUGGGUAUCGCACAAGCACUGGACGUCCUCUUGGGACUACCAAAGCGGCGGGGUUCAAAACCAGCCCGGGGAGGCCCCUCGGGACCACCAAGGCCGCAGGGUACAAAGUCAGCCCAGGAAGGCCCCCCGGCAGCAUCAAGAGUCUAGCUCAUCUCAAGAAGCUGGAGUUUGGUUGUGAUGCUGCUAAAACACUUGACUUGAGCAACUGCAGUAUUUCUAAGAAACUGGACUUCCCUGGCAGUGAUGUUGCGCCUUUUCCAUACGCCAUUAUGGAAACUAGAGACCUCUGUGAAGCCAGCAGCAAAGUGGAUGAACCCAGCGAAUAGUUCAACAGAUGUCUCUGUUAUUUGGUUGCAUGAGCAUGCGUCAGAAAACAUUUUUUUAUAUAAAAAAAAAAAAAAAAAAGAAGAAACUGUCUCACCUUUCACUCAGCUAAUAAGUGAAUUAAAGUGUAUUUUAUUUAUGCGCUGAUGCAUGCAUGCAAAAAAUAAAAAUAAAUAACACAAUCAUCAGAAAAAGGGAAAAAAAAUAUUUAUAAGUAGCAAUUCAGACCUUAUAUGUCAGAGUAAUUUUGUUCCUUCAGUCAGGGUCAGCCCUAGGUAUAACAGAACUUUGAAUCUUCUUAGGGGCCCAGCCUAAAUGACAGGUUGACCGUGUGGUAUGUUGAAAAAAAAUUACACUAAAACUAUAUAAAAUGAUCACUUUGUCUGUAGUGCUAUUUAUUUAUGUAAUAAUGCAAAGUGACUAAGCAAAAUAGAUUAUGUCAUAGAGUCAAUUGAAUUAAUGUUGGUUCGCCAGUCAGCUGUAAUGCAAGCUAACUAAAAGCAGAAUGAAGAAAUGACCAAACAUGGACACUGAAGGUGAGGUCAACUGAAGAUGGGCCCCCAAAUGAAAUUCUGCUUCGGGCCUCAUGCUUCCUUAAGCUGGCCCUGGCUCCAGAGCAUUUCUUCCUGAUGGACUGUGUUUUUGUUCCAUUUUUACUUUUUGAAACGUUUAUUUGAACCAGCUCUCACCCUGUAAUUGUUUUUGUCCGUUUGAACUAGUCUAGUUGUAGAGUAUUUGUUUUACAAUGUGAUAUAACCCAGCACCAAAGCUACACAAUUAGAAAUGCACUGAUCGGGCUUUUCCUUGCUGAUACAGAAAAAAGAUAAUUGUGAUUUCUGGCCGAAUGAUCGGUGCAUCUCCUUAAGCAGUUUGUGUUUUUUAUUUAGCUGAAACUGGUAUAACUUACUACUUUGAGCACAGUAUUUAUUCUUUCUACACUUUGUAAAUAUAGAUGUAUUUCCUAUUUGUCCUUGAACUUAUCAUAAGCACUCUCAUUUUUAUGUGUUCUUAUACUUGUCACUAUUGAAAAUCAGAAAUAUGCAUUGUGGAUUAUAUAAUAAAUCCUAAUGUGCUGUAUGUGAAACCAUAAUAAAAAUCUUUUCAACUA